ACCACCACUGACGCUUCCUGCUUCAUCAUCCUAGUCACUCAACCUGAGCACCGAGUGCUACAUACAAUUUCGACCAUGUCGACGCUCAAACUGGUUUCUGCGGGCUCAGAUGUCCCCUCGUUGCUCCUAACACUUCCUCCCGAAGUCAGAGUCUUGAUCUACAAAUUCGCCUUUACGCGUUCUACACCUUUGAGACUGCGUUCGCCCACCAACAGGCGCCUUCGUCCAGCCCGACCUGCAAAAGACGAUACGCGAGGCUUUUUGGAUACUUGUCAACUCAUUCGUUCAGAGGCAAUUACUCUCUAUUACAGCCUGAAUCCUGUGAUAUUUCGGUCCACCGACCACGCCCUCUCGUUUAUCUCAGAUCCCACCAUUCACCCUCAUAUCAAGCUAUCCUUGGCCCACGUUGCAGUCGACUUUGGCGAUACUCAUGAUGCCGAUGCGAUCCUCAAAGACCAUAUCAGCUUGGUUGACAGUAGCCUAGGCCACCUACCUCGUCUGAAAGCAUUAGAAACCCGUUUCUACGCCCGUACCUUGGAUUCGUAUUACUCCUCACAUUUUCAAACCUUGGCUCUAGCAUUCGAUGGUCUCGAUGCUGACAUGAAUGCUCCUCCGUCUCCGAAAUCGCCUCGUUCUCCCAGGAGCUCCAUAUCCUCUUCCGAAGACUUGCUAAGCAUGGUCUCCUCCACAUCUUCAUUGUGUUCAUGCCCACCAGAAUGCGAACCAGAGCCAGACAUGUCAAUAGUGCAGGCGGAAGUCAUGGAACAAUAUUGCUUCAGCCCCAGCGCAGCCAUUGCCUUUGCGACAUCCAAGCUCAAAUUCUCCGUUGAAGCCUCUUCAGCACAUUAUCCUGGCGUAAAGCACGAUAAGCUGAUCUGCUACAACCUAAGGAUGAGCGUUGACGGAGUUCGGAAUACACUUGGUGGUGCCAAGGAAGCGGUCACCCAGCGUGUCAGGCGUGUAGGCAUGCUACCCCGACAAUUGAGCGAGAUGUACGAUACUGCCGCUGACGGCGGCUUCCACCAACGCGUGAGAGCAACGUUAGCAAGCUGUACUCGAAUUGACGUGGGAGUAUCGUGA
Molecule: messenger RNA, 1080 nt
Organism: Exophiala aquamarina CBS 119918
Lineage: Eukaryota; Fungi; Ascomycota; Eurotiomycetes; Chaetothyriales; Herpotrichiellaceae
Exons: 1
Coding region: 76-1080 (334 amino acids)
Source: RefSeq, a predicted model, not a curated record